This is a messenger RNA of Drosophila serrata, 3445 nucleotides long. RefSeq names its product bHLH transcription factor Myc (gene Myc). The record is from RefSeq and is a predicted model, not a curated record. NCBI's taxonomy places the organism in Eukaryota, Metazoa, Arthropoda, Insecta, Diptera, Drosophilidae. Gene Ontology annotation, molecular function: protein dimerization activity.
AACGCAGUCGAACCGUCUAAGUAACGGGACUUCGUCUACAAAAAGGAAAAGCUGUUGAAAAACGACAGCGCCCAAAACAAACUCAGGAAAUAAGUUAAUAGGACAUACACAGAAUUAAAAAAUGAAUUUAUUACCAAUAUUCUCGGAGGAGGAGGACUCCACCACAAUGAACUUUGACUUGUGCAACAAUUUCUUUAGCGAUCCUCUGUUCGAAAAUGAUGAAACGAUGCCCAGCAUUCGUAGUGAUUGUUUAAAGGACAAAAAUGAAAUAUUCUCCGACGGCAUUCCAUACAACUGGAGAGAGGAUGUGAAGCCGAGCAUUCUUAAUGCAGACCUCAUGUGGUCAGCGCCAGCGGGCUGCAACAAUGCGACAAAUAUGAAUGCAAAUGGCAACAACAGUGCCGCAUCCUCGUACAGUGAAACCAGCGCCAUGUCCUUUGCCGAGGUCUCUGGCUCAACGAAUCCCUACUCAACCUAUCAGCGUCCUCAGACGGGACAGACACAACAGCAGCAGCAGCAGCAGCAGCAGCAGCAGCAGCAGCAGCAACAACAACAGCAGCAGCAAGAUAACAACGAUGAUCAACUCCCAGUGAUUAUCAAGCUGGAACAGGCGGAAAUGGAUUAUACCUGUGCUGAGAAGCGUCGCCGUAUUAGGUAUUCCGAGACUCUGAAUGAAGACCAAUUGAUACCGCCGGGCACCAGUUUAUUGCGUAAAAGGAAUCCCCCAAUGUUGUCCAGUGUCUCGUCCUCCUCGUCCAGCAACCGCAAGGUGAGCGAGUUGAAGAACAGAAAAAUCCAGAGGCCAGACACUCCACACAGCCUCAACGAUGAGGUGGCGGCUGCCCCCGAAUUCCGACAUAAUGUUGAUCUGCGUGCCUGCGUGAUGGGCAGCAAUAAUAUCUCACUGACCAGUGAUGUGGAUGUGAUUAGCCAGAUCAGUGGUUAUUUGCUAAAUGCUGCCAAGGGACUGUUUCCAACCCGUUUUCCCAUUAACGAUAUGGACGAUGUCCUCGAUGUGCUCAAUCAGGAGGUUGAGUCCCAAUCUAAGCAGCAGCAUCAGCAGCAUCAGCAGCAACAACAGCAACAACAACAACAGCAGCAGCAGCAACAACAGUCUGCCAUCGAUAAAGUGGUCAGCAGCAGUACAGUGGCCUCACCGCCAACAACUAGCUCCGAUUGUGAUUCGGAUGAUGGCGAUUCUAAUCCCUAUGCCCGGUCGCGGCGCAAUCAAAGUAACAAAAUCAUCAGCAACAGUUACAGCAUGAUGUUGCACAGUGAUCACAGCUAUACGCGAUGCAAUGAAAUGGUUGAUGAUGGACCCAAUAUUGAGACGCCCUCCGAUUCCGAUGAGGAAAUCGAUGUGGUCUCCUACACGGACAAGAAGCUGCCCAAUAAUCCAUCGUGCCAGAUAAUGGGUGCUUUGCAAACAAAAAUGGCCCAUAAAAUAUCUGUGGAUCAGAAGAAGCCACGAUAUGGUAAUUACAAUCUACCAUAUACACCGGCCAGUAGUAGUCCUGUGAAAUCUGUGGCAAAUUCACGCUAUCCAUCGCCAUCGAGUACACCGUAUCAGAAUUGCUCAUCCGCCUCGCAAUCAUAUUCACCGCUGAGCGUUGAUUCAUCGAGCUCAAGCAGUUCGAGCUCGAGUACAAGCUCGAUAUCCUCUGGCUUGGUGGCAAAUACCACACAGAAGGGGCGUAAGCAUUAUUACCUGAAUGUGGCCACAGAUGGCAUUGGAUCGCGACGAAUCCUUCAAUCAUCAUCAUCAUCAUCCAUGAUGAGCAAAAAGUGUCGUGGCAAGAAGGCGGCAGCAGCAGCAGCAGCAGCAGCGGCGGCGGCAGCAGCAGCGGCAGCAGCAGGCAACAUUAGCAGCAGCAGCAGCAGCAUUAGCAGUUCCUCAUCAUCCACCGGCUCCGUAUCGCCCAUGGCCCAAUCCCAGCAACACAAUUGGCAACGCCAAAGCAGCUCAAACUCCAGUUCGAGCCUGGCCAAUAGCGGUCGAAAUGGUAACAAUAGCCAGUUUAGUUUGGAUGAGGCCGAUACGAUUGAGAAGCGUAAUCAGCACAAUGAUAUGGAGCGUCAGCGUCGCAUUGGCCUGAAGAACCUGUUCGAGGCACUCAAGAAGCAAAUACCAACCAUUCGGGACAAGGAGCGAGCGCCCAAGGUGAAUAUAUUGCGUGAGGCGGCCAAAUUAUGUGAGCAAUUGACUCGCGAGGAGCAGGAGCUCAGUUUGCAGCGUCAAAUGCUUAAGGAGAAGCUCAAACAGCAACAGGAACUUCUAGCCCGAUUCCGUAUGGUCAAAACCGAGCCGCUUCAGGCAACCAGCGGAUAGUAGUGAUGAUGAUGAUGAUGAAGGAUCAGGAAGGAGCAAGGAGCAGGUGUCCAAGCUCUGUGAUGAGCAGGUGAAGCUCUAGAAGCAGCAGGAGCUGUCAAGAGCAAGAAGCCUUGGAAUAGUAGUGAUUAUGAUAACUGAUUACUGAUCGUAAUGAUAUGACCCCUAGAGCGGCGGCGUUAGGUCGUAACUUUAACAUAUAUAUAUAUAUAACAUAUUUCCUUAUAAUAUUUUUCUUUUUUUUUUACUUCUAUAUUUCACUAUGAUCCACAGAGAUCUUAGAUAUAUUUGACCUUGACCUUAAACAUCUUAGGGUUUCUUUUCUUUUUUUUUUAAAUUUUGUUGUGGAACUUCAAUAUCAGUUAUAGGUAGGCUUUAUACAAUAUGUUUAUAACCAUUAUUUUGGGCUUGCUUCUUUUUUUUAAAUGUUGGUGAUUUAACAACAAAUUUGAUUUCUUUAAUGUGAUAUAUAUAUGAUUUUCUUCUUAACCUGCGAUUCGAUUUCGAAGAAGUAUGAUCGAAACAGAGAAAAACUAAGGAAAACUGCAUUUCCUUUUAUUAUUUUUGAUUUUUUUAUGGAAUCACGUUGAAGUGUGUUUUUUUCGUCGCUGCUAUAAUUAUUAGGCCUUAGCUAGUUAGUUUAGGUUUUCUGUAAAUAACAUAUAUAUAUAUUAAUAACAUGUAGGGUUUAUAUUAUAUAGCUAUUAUUUUUUAUAUAUUAUAUUAAAUUAGCUACUUAACCAUGAAGUAAACAAAAUGGAAAACAAAGCAAAAAACAAAAACGAAGAGAAAACAAACUACAAACAAACAAGGACAAAGAACCAAAACAAUGAAAAACAGAUAGAAACACGAAAUGAAAGGGAAAGCAGAGAUGGAAAUGGAGGAGAAAAUAUAUAUAUCUAUAUAUAAACAAAAAAGAAAAACAAAGAAAAACGGAUACGGAAAACAGACAAAAGUUACAACGAAAGAGCCACAAAGAGGAGUUUAGAGAGAGAGAGAGAGAGAGAAAGAGUUAGAGAGAAAGCCAGAGAAAGAGCACACAUAAGAUCGAAAUAAGAUCUAUAUUUUAUAGGAUUUAGUAUAGCUAAAAGUAGAACUUUUGGUUGCUAAAAACCC